Molecule: messenger RNA, 798 nt
Organism: Vicia villosa (hairy vetch)
Lineage: Eukaryota; Viridiplantae; Streptophyta; Magnoliopsida; Fabales; Fabaceae
Product: probable amidase At4g34880
Exons: 3
Coding region: 309-605 (98 amino acids)
Source: RefSeq, a predicted model, not a curated record
CUUUCUCUUCUCUCUCUUCUCUCCCUAUCCUUUCUCUCUAUCGUGUUCUCUCAUCUUUUUCCCCAAACCCUAGACCGCCGCCGUCCCCCUUUCUUCACUUUGUUUUCAUGUUUCCAUGGCUACCAAACAUCUCUCAUUCUCCUUUUGACGAACCACCCUCCCCUAGGCUUGCAAUUUUAACAUUUUUGCCGUUAAUAUUAAGCCAUGCUUCAAUAAUCACAUAAUGCAAUUUUAUCUAUUCGCUUCUGAUAUUGAAUUUGAAAUCAUCUGUAUGUAGCUUUAGAUCUGCAAUUUCAGUGGCAACUAAUAUGGUUGCAGAUUCUUUGGGGACAGAAACAGAUGGAUCUAUCAUUUUUCUAGCUGAUCACAACUCAGUAGACGGGAUCAAGCCGACUGUUGUACUCACUAGCAGGGAUGGGCCAAUGCGCAGGACAGUUUCAGAUGCAGUUCAUGUGCUUGGAAAGUUUAUACCUUCAGGUAGUUAUAAGCAAUUCCUCAAUAAACAAGGGCUUAAAGGAAAGAUAGUAGGUGUUUUGAGGAAUCCAUCUUUGGUUGGAUCAAAUGUCACUUCCAUAUUUGAAGAUCAUAUCAACGUGUUAAGAUAAUACUAUUACUGUUCACUCUCACAUCAACAGAUUUCACUUGUCCUGGAUUUCUAUUUUAUAGCAAGAAAAACAUCUUUCAUCUCUUUUAAGUACAGCAGGGGAUGGCUACUUUCAGCACCUAUCAACUUCAGCAAGCUAGCUAUGAGUGUUUACGUUUUUCAAUGUAGGCAUAGGUUUGCUUCUCAAUUUUAUU